AUGUCAAUAGCUCCAUCUCGAGCUCAGUCAGAUGCCCUUUCUGCUUCACAGUACGGUGGCCCGGUUUCAAUUCGAAAUCGUUUCCAAAUUAAUCAUUUUAUUCUUCCUACCUUUGUCCUUUCAGUUGUUGGCCUUGCAUGCCUUUGGACAUUAUGGUAUUAUUUGAGUUUUACCUCAGUGUUUCCCUAUCACCAACGUGUAUUUUACUGCAAGGAUGUCAGGUUAUAUAAGCCAUAUUUUCGACCUGAGGAUUUUCAAGUUUACGUUUCAUAUGCAUUACUUUAUGCUCUUGGCUUUACUUUACCACCUCUUGUCAUUCUAAUUGGAGAAAUAAUGUUUUGGUUGUUUUCAACGAAGCCUCGAAAGAAAAUUUAUGCAAAUUGUGAUGAAUGCAAAGUUCAUUUAUUUUCACGGCGAUUGAUAAGAUUUUUCGCCGUAUUUAUGUUUGGUGCUUUAAUAACGCAAAUAUUUGUAUAUACAAUGAAAUUGAUGACUGGUUAUCAAAGACCAUAUUUUCUAUCACUGUGCAAUGUCAAUUUCAGCAAAUGUACUGCUCCACUGGAACAAUCUCCAUCGCCUUCACCAGCACUUGCUUGUAACUACCAUAAUUCCGAUGAUUUACGUUAUGCUUCUCUUUCAUUUCCUUCACUUCACGCUGCUUUUUCCGCGUUUUCUUGUAUAUUUGCCUCAUGCUACAUUUAUUAUAUGAUAAAUCUACGAGGAGCACCAUUGUUGAGACCUUUUUUAAUAUUUGGAUUUCUCGGUCUUACUUUAGUUGACUCAUUUUCGCGCAUAAAUGGUUAUAAAAAUCAUUGGGAAGACGUUAUAGUUGGUUGGCUAAUCGGUUUCUUCAUCGCAUAUUUUCUUUGCCAUUCCGUAUUAUGUUUCCAAGAAGUUUAUCAUGUUUUGUUAGAGAAGCCACCGCUAUAUGAGGAGCACAUUAGUCCAUUUUUCUCCUGGUUCAAACUUCCGCGCGUCAGAGCUCCUUCACUCAAAGAAGAAUAUGUAGUCUAUGAAGAGGAUGUGCCUCAAGCAGAACGAGUACCACUUCCUGCAACUGCUCGGGGUCGAAGGAAUCAAGAUCGUACAUAUGAAGUUACAACAACAACAGAAAGUUUUCAUCGAACAGUAGUUCCACCACCUCAACAAAAUGGAUAUUAA
Messenger RNA from Dracunculus medinensis (Guinea worm), 1161 nucleotides. The record is from the annotation of a GenBank genome assembly. Lineage: Eukaryota; Metazoa; Nematoda; Chromadorea; Rhabditida; Dracunculidae.